AGCAAGACUGACCAUUUUAUCUUCUCCUAUGUUGUAGUUGAGUUAAGCGGGAAGGAACUGGAAAGCUCUCACUUUCUCCACCGCCACAAUAACAAGCCGUUAGAAUCUUGACUUUGGAAAGGCUCACUGGUUCGGUUUAGUAAAGAUAUGCUGAAUUAGGUGCAAGAAGGAUAGAGUAGAAAUGGGCUAUUGUUGUUAUAAUCCAUCUUCUGCAAGUUCCCAUCUUUUAGUCACCAACUUUUCUCAGCAACUCAAGAGUCUAAAUUUUCCUCAUCAGAAAAGAUGGCCCGAUGGGUUCCAUAGAGCAUCCAAAAUUUUUGCGUACCAUGGUCUGAAGACACCGCCUUAUAAACUCGAUGCUUUAGAACCCUAUAUGAGUAAAAAGACACUGGAGAUGCAUUGGGGUGGGCAUCAUCGUAAUUAUUUGGAAGGUUUGAACAAACAGCUGGCGAAGAGUGACAUACUAUAUGGCUAUACUAUGGAUGAACUUGUCAAAGUAACGUAUAAUAAUGGGAAUCCCUUACCUGAAUUUAACAAUGCUGCCCAGGUUUGGAAUCAUGACUUCUUUUGGGAAUCCAUGCAACCUGAAGGAGGGGACAUGCCCCAGCUAGGCUUACUUGACCAAAUAGAAAAGGAUUUUGGUUCCUUUGCAAAUUUUAGAGAGAAGUUCAAAGAAGCAGCACUAACUCUAUUUGGCUCUGGUUGGGUUUGGCUUGUCUUGAAAAGGAACGAGAAACGACUUGAGAUAAUUAAAACAACAAAUGCAGUAACCCCGCUUGUCUGGGAUGAUAUACCCAUAAUCAGUUUGGAUAGAUAUGUGGGAGCACGCAUAUUACCUGGAUUACAAGAAUGACAAAGGGAAGUAUGUGAAUGUGUUUAUCAACCACCUCGUGUCUUGGAAUAUGGCGUCGGCUCGCCUCGGCCGUGCU
Molecule: messenger RNA, 929 nt
Organism: Morus notabilis
Lineage: Eukaryota; Viridiplantae; Streptophyta; Magnoliopsida; Rosales; Moraceae
Product: superoxide dismutase [Fe] 3, chloroplastic
Exons: 9
Coding region: 182-853 (223 amino acids)
Biological process (GO): superoxide metabolic process
Cellular component (GO): chloroplast nucleoid
Molecular function (GO): superoxide dismutase activity; metal ion binding
Source: RefSeq, a predicted model, not a curated record